Oncorhynchus gorbuscha (pink salmon) is the source of this 3110-nucleotide messenger RNA. It is a transcript of the gene ldlrap1a, whose product is annotated as low density lipoprotein receptor adaptor protein 1a. The transcript has 10 exons. Gene Ontology annotation, cellular component: early endosome. The coding region runs from base 93 to 959 and encodes 288 amino acids. The record is from RefSeq and is a predicted model, not a curated record. Lineage: Eukaryota; Metazoa; Chordata; Actinopteri; Salmoniformes; Salmonidae.
GCCCCGAAGUCAACAACAGUCUUGGAGCUCCAAGGUCUAGAAAUAACCUUACUACAACGACGUUGUCAGGUUUCCUUGUCCUAAAGUCGGCGAUGGAUGCCAUAAGGUCGGCUGGAAGAGCUAUCAUUCGAAGUCCAAUUAUAGCGAAACGGUCUUGGAAUACCGGCAAACAUAAAAAACUUCCUGAGAACUGGACUGACAUAACAGAGACUGUUGUAGAUGGCAUGACCUUUAACCUCCGUCACCUAGGCAUGACCCUGGUGGAUCAGCCCAAAGGAGAGGACCUAUCAGCAGCUGCCGUCAAGAGGAUUGUUGCCACGGCCAAAGCGGGAGGCCAGAAGCCUCAGAAGAUGUCUCUAAAGGUUUCUCCUCAGGGUUUAAUGCUGUACGACAGUCUAACCAACCAGCUACUAGACAACAUCUCCAUAUACAGGAUAUCCUACUGCACGGCGGACAAGCUGCACGACAAGGUGUUUGCCUACAUUUCCCAGAACCCCCUCAACGGAACACUGGAGUGCCACGCCUACCUCUGCCCCAAGAGGAAAGUGGCCCAGGCAGUGACCCUGACUGUAGCACAGGCCUUUAGACUGGCCUUUGAGUUGUGGCAGGUUGCUAAGGAAGAGGAAGAGGAGAAGAUGAAGUCCAGCUCGGCUGGAGAAGCAACCAACAGGUCCCAGUCAGAAAGAUCAAACAGCCUACCCAGUCUCAAAGGAGGAAAUGUUGCCACUGGUAACCUACUGGACCUGGAGGAACUGACUCAUGUUGCCGUGGUUCUGGAAACCAAUGGCAACGAGGAGUUCAAGGUGGACAACCACACUGCUCCCGAUAACAACAACACUGUCUGGGAAAUUGAGGAAGACUUGGAUGAGGCUUUUUCUAGCCCCAGGCUGAAUACCUAUGAGUCGUCUCCAGACUGGCGGUAUCCCGUACUAACCCCCAGGUCUUGGACAUUGGGGUGACCCCCCAGGAUUGGCUGAUAGAACCUGACUGGGCCAAUGGGAACACACCCAACAAGAACAGGACCAAUAAGAACACAUCAAACAAUAAUAUCACCAAUGGGAACGACUUCUUUGGCUUCUGAUCGACCACCAGAGGGCGACCAAGAGGCACAGCCUUUUGAGUCUUUGGCCCAAUCCCAAAUCAACCGCUAGGCCCUAUGCUGGAACUAUACUAUAUUGUGUGCACCUGUCAAGUCCUCUCAGAUCUCCACCAGGACACAGGGUCUAGGGGUCGGUCGAUUUGGGAUUGGGCCAUAGAAGAGUUGCCUUUGGUUCCAUUCCAAACCGAUCCCUUGCCUCUGUCCUUGUUCUUUAGUUGACUCCCUCCCCCUUAUAGAUCUGAAAGGACUGAAUAGGGUCAGAGCUUUGGUUGAGAUUCUAUCAUAUUGUAGAUAUUACAUGGGGUCGCCAGGAAGAGUCUAUGGGUAGACGCUAGGGAUUAUGGGUAGACGCUAGGGAUUAUGGGUAGACGCUAGGGAUUAUGGGUAGGGGAUUUAGGGUAGACGCUAGGGAUUAUGGGUAGACGCUAGGGAUUAUAGGUAGACGCUAGGGAUUAUGGGUAGACGCUAGGGAUUAUGGGUAGACGCUAGGGAUUAUGGGUAGACGCUAGGGAUUAUGGGUAGACGCUAGGGAUUAUGGGUAGAUGCUAGGGAUUAUGGGUAGACGCUAGGGAUUAUAGGUAGGGGAUUACGGGUAGACGCUAGGGAUUAUGGGUAGACGCUAGGGAUUAUGGGUAGACGCUAGGGAUUAUAGGUAGACGCUAGGGAUUAUGGGUAGACGCUAGGGAUUAUGGGUAGACGCUAGGGAUUAUAGGUAGGGGAUUACGGGUAGACGCUAGGGAUUAUGGGUAGACGCUAGGGAUUAUGGGUAGACGCUAGGGAUUAUAGGUAGACGCUAGGGAUUAUGGGUAGACGCUAGGGAUUAUGGGUAGACGCUAGGGAUUAUGGGUAGACGCUAGGGAUUAUAGGUAGGGGAUUACGGGUAGACGCUAGGGAUUAUGGGUAGACGCUAGGGAUUAUGGGUAGACGCUAGGGAUUUGAUUUGGUACCCUAUAUAUUUUUAUAAACUGGGUGCUUCAAGCCCUGAAUGCUGAUUGGCUGAAAGCCGUGGUAUAUCAGACCAUAUACCACGGGUUUAACAAAACAUGUAUUUUUACUGCUCUAAUUAUGUUGGUAACCAGUUUUUUAAUAGCAAUAAGGCACCUCAGGGGUUUUGUGAUAUAUGGCCAAUAUACCACGGCUAAGGGCUGUAUACAGGCACUCCAAAUUGCGUCGCGUACAUAAGAACAGCCCUUCGCCGUGGUAUAUUGGCCAUAUAUUUCCCCCCCCCCCCUUGGCCUUAUUGCUCAAAUAUACCGCUCUGUUUGUUAGCCUACAUUGUUUGGUUUACUUUGUUCUUUCAUUUACUGUAGUAGUAGAUAGUAGUACUAUUUGGACUCUAAUCAGUAUUAUUUUUUCUAUGUGUGUGUAUCUUGCGUUGGUUAUAAACAUGCAUCAUGAGAUGUGUGAUUGUCAGAUGUAUAUUUAAGCCAUAAGGCCAGAGGAGGUGUGGUAUAUGCCCAAUAUAACACGUCUAAGGGCUGUUCUUAGGCACGAUGUGACGCGGAGUGCCUGGACACAGCCGUGGUAUAGAGUCUGAUAUACCACGGCUGUCAGCCAAUCAGCGUUCAGAGCUCGAGCCACACAGUUUUGAGAUUUGGAGUUAAACCAGUCUUCAUCUGUCACAGUAAAUAUUUUUAUAUAUAAGAUAUAUAUAUAGUAUUGAACAUAAAUACUCUCUGUACCAUAAAGACCAAGCAAGACAAUACAUUUAGGUACUCCUUACGUUCUGUGGUUAUAUUGGGCAUGCAUUCUUUUACAUACUAGAGUCUGGUUCAGUUAUGAAACAGGAGAAAGCACUUCUGAAAAAGAGGUACUCCCUGAAUUUCUUUCCAACUUGUUCGAAAACUAUUUCUUCUGUUUUGUGCCUGCCUACUUAACGUGACCCAGGAAAGUGAUGUACUGUAGUAAAUUCCUUUCUGACCUUAUGUCCAAUGGACCAAUGCCCCAUGUAAUACUGUGCACCAGCUGAACUUUAAAUCAAUAAAAAAAUGUUUUAUGUUUAUGAAAUUAA